Molecule: messenger RNA, 1305 nt
Organism: Purpureocillium lilacinum
Lineage: Eukaryota; Fungi; Ascomycota; Sordariomycetes; Hypocreales; Ophiocordycipitaceae
Biological process (GO): RNA catabolic process
Cellular component (GO): ribonuclease H2 complex; nucleoplasm
Source: RefSeq, a predicted model, not a curated record
AUGCCGCGAACACGAUCGACCAAGGCCGGGGCGGCGGACUCGGCCGAACCUGCCACGCCAGUCUCGUCAUCCAAGUUCGCACUCACGCCCGCCGCAGGACCGCCUCCGAAACUCUUCAUCCUCCCGAAGAGGGCAACGCCGGAAGCCCGCAUCGUUACGCUCCCGAACCCCAGACACGGCCAGCCAGCCCGAUACCUCGUCUGCCCCGAUACUGGCAUCUAUGAGUUCACCAAGAUUGCCGCCCCCAGCACCACGCCUCGAAGCUGGCUCGUCGAGACCCAUGGAGGCUCCCCAGAGACCAAGACGGGAAACGCAAAUGAUAUCAACGCCCAGGUCCUGAUGGGGGCCGAGCUGUACAUUGCCACGAGCAUUGACCCAGUAUUCCUCGUAUUACCGGCCCUCAUCGACUCUCAAGUAUCGAAGGGCUCGAACGAGAAGAAGCGCCUGUUCUUGUCCAGUGACGACCACUUCGACAAGCUUCCGGAGGAGUCGUCUCACCUGUCCGAGAUACUGAGAUGGGAGAAGACAAGGGCACUCAUCGAGCGCCGGAUGACUGCCAUAUGCGACACAGUCGAGGCCGGGGAUGAGAGCAUGUUCCGAAUUAACGAGAGCAAGCUGUUGGCGACCGUGCUCGGCAAGGCUCAGAGGAUGAGUGCCGCUGGUCUGCCUAACAGCAUGGCGGACAAGUUUGUCAAGCGACCCCUCGAAGCGCCGGUCAUCCUGCAGAAGCGUAUUCCGCCAGUCAAUGGCAGCCAAAGCGAGGCUGUUGACUCCCAGGUAUCGACACCGCAGACAGACUCGGCAGCCUCACAGUCCACAGUUACCACAACCGACUCGGCCACCUCAUUCACUUCGCAAGCCUCAACCGCCGCCACGUCUUUCACAGAGGAUGGACUGGCCACCGAUACCGUCAUGAAUACAGUCGAGGCGUCCGCGGAGGUCGUCAAGCUGCAGAGCCUCCGAGUGGCCUUUGACUUCAUCUGCUCCAGCUACGUCGCUCCAGUAACGGCUGAGCAGCUACGCCAGCAGCUGCUGACGAGCGAGUCCAUUGACUUUGCACCUCUGGACAAGUACCUUGCCAAGGUCGCCGAGCUCCGAGCCGAGGCAUUUGCCUCGCGGGCCACGACGGAUUUUUCCCGCAAACGCGCCUACGACGAAGAAGAGGAGGAAGCACGGCAGGAGAAGAAGCGGAAGCUGGAGGAGGAGAAGAAGCGCAAGGCCAACGAAAGCCGGGGCGUCAGGGACCUCAAAAAGGUCAACACGAGCGGGAUGAAGAAGCUGAGCCACUUUUUCAAGGCGAAAUAA